AUGUCAGUCAGGCCCAACAGCGCAGCUUUUAUGGCGCAAGCUAUGAAUGCAGAUAAUCCUCACCGUGAAACAUUCCAUAAAUUCUUCGAGUGUUGGAUCUGCGAGCAGAAUUCGUACCUUGAAGAACUUGUUUCCGUCGCUAACAACCACAACCCGACCGAAAAUGACGACGCCGUUCUGAUUCCAUUGAUCGAGAGAGUUGUCAGGCAUUACGAGCAGUACUACCAGGCGAAAUCAAAUUGGGAGAAACGAGAUGCGAUUUCGAUGUUUUCGCCUGCGUGGCGGAGCAAGCUUGAGGAUGCGUUUCUGUGGAUCGGAGGAUGGCGGCCGACGUUAGCAAUCCACCUUUUGUACUCGAAAUCAGGAAUUCAAUUAGAGGCUAAAAUCGGUGAUCUAAUCCGUGGAUUGAAGACUGGGGAUCUAGGAGAUUUGGCACCGAAUCAGAUGAAUCGAAUCGACGAAUUACAGAAGAAAGUCAUACAUCAAGAAAGAGUAUUAAGUGAGAAAUACGCCAAGGAACAGGAGGCGGCGGCGGACCGGUCGAUGGUGGAGCUUUCUAACGUGGUGUCGGAAAUGAUCAGGACGGAAGACGGCGAAGUAGAUUCUGAGAAUGAGGAGAAAGUGGACUCGAUGUUGAAUUCGAAGAAGGAUAAUUUGGAGGAGUUGUUACACAUGGCGGAUGAUCUGAGACUGGAGACGUUGAAGACAGUUAUUGAGAUUCUAACCCCGAUACAGGCAGUGUAUUUCUUGAUCGCGGCGGCGGAGCUGCAUCUCCGGUUACACGAGUGGGGGAAGAAAAAAGACGCCAAUGGAACUGAAAAUGGUAUUGCGACUGGGACCCACAACCAUGGUAGCGGUUUGCAUGUUCCUGACGUUAGGGUUUGA
This is a messenger RNA of Lactuca virosa, 885 nucleotides long. NCBI's taxonomy places the organism in Eukaryota, Viridiplantae, Streptophyta, Magnoliopsida, Asterales, Asteraceae. The record is from the annotation of a GenBank genome assembly.